Molecule: messenger RNA, 1216 nt
Organism: Eruca vesicaria subsp. sativa (arugula)
Lineage: Eukaryota; Viridiplantae; Streptophyta; Magnoliopsida; Brassicales; Brassicaceae
Source: the annotation of a GenBank genome assembly
AAGAAACAUAACAGAAAAAACGAUUGAGUUUUGAUAUCUCCAUGGAUUUAUCAAGAAUGAAAUUUAUUGGUCUUUGAGUUUCAUGUAGGAAUCAAAGGUCAAGCCAGAGGAGUCAAAAAAAAAAAGAGAGAGAGAAGAGCAAGAAAGAUGGGAAGGUUUUUACUUGAGACACAAGCAACCCCGACAAUUCCAGCUACUGAUGCAAACCCUAGACUUUUUGGAGGCUCUAACAUCGACAACAAGAAUAUGGCUACCUUGGAUACAAACAUGGUGAUCAUCCUAGCGGCUCUUCUAUGCGCUUUGAUCUGUGCCCUUGGCAUCAAUUCGGUCUUGCGUUGUGUCUUGCGUUGCACAAGCAGAUCCACGCCUAACGAAGAUGAAACUGACUCCAACUCAAACGCAAACGUAGCAAAAGGGAUCAAGAAACGCGAUUUGAAGCGGAUCCCUGUUGAUUCAUACAGCUCAGAGCUUAAGACGAAAGCCACAGAGUGUUUGAUCUGCCUAGGAGAUUUUGUGGACGGAGAAAAAGUUAGAGUUUUGCCGAAAUGUAACCAUGGCUUUCACGUGAAGUGUAUUGACACGUGGUUGCGGUCACAUUCUUCUUGCCCUACUUGCAGACAACCACUCAUUCUACAUAAAACUCUGGCUGAUGGUUUCCUUCACGAUGAGGACGUGACAGUCGCAGCGUAACACAGCGUCACAAGUCGUAAUAAUAGGUCGAUAUGGUAAUAUAUUUUUGUUUUUGUAAAUGAACGUAUUUACUUACAAAUUAAGAAAGUUUCAUCAACAGUUAUAUACUUCAGUAAUCUGUUUUAUUUUUUCGGUUUUCUUGAUUUUUGGGUUGAUUGGUUGGUGUUAUAACUUUACUUUUUUGUUUUAGAAAAUAGGUUGUGAGUUUUUUGGUUUGGGUUUAAUUUGUUUGCUGUUGAUUUAUUUUCAAAUCACUUAAAUAAAAAUUGUAGAAAAUUUACUUUCGAAAACUAGUAUAUUUUCUUUUUUACCUUUUUUGCAGUAAUGUUAUUUUAAAAAACUAAAGAAUGAUUGCUUUAUAAAAUUGAUUUAGAGAAAAAAAAUGAUUAUCCAAAGCAGCUACAUUCAUUGUUGAAUGUAUAACUGAAUUUAAACAGGUUCUGCUCGAUUCGGUUCGGUCAGCCUUUAAUUUGGAUACAGUUCGAUUUUUAAUGAAAGAAAUGUGAAUAAAAUUGUAAAAUAUUUC